AGCUGCCCAACAUCCGCUUCGCGGGCGACCGUAAGCCGAAAGAGAUGCUGCGCUCCGUCUUUUCCUCGCUCCAGAUGCAGCCGUCGCUCGGGAGCAGCUCGGGCAUGUCGGGCGGCGAGGGGUCCGACUACGAGCCGCCAGCACCGCCCCGCAAGUCGUCUGCGGCCGCGGGCGCUGCUGCGACACCCGAGGCAGCAACAGCCGACAAGACGUGCGCGUGGUCCUCGCGCCGGAGGCCAGGGCUGCAGCACAUGUCGACGCAGCAGUCUGUGCUUGCGGAGAAGAGCGGCCCGCCCGAGCCCGUGUCUGUCGUGGUGGAGGACGUGGAUUUCGACGCCGUGUUUGACGAGCCGGCGCAUAGCAUCGCUCACGGCGACGACGACAAGGACGACGCCAGCACAGUCAGCGACACGCACUCUCACGACUCGAAGCUGUUCAGCGGCGGGCUGAGCCACAGCGCACGCUCCGACGCGGACGGGUCGAGCCUCCGCCACCGCAGGCGGCAUAUUGGCUCGGCAGCGUGGUUCAAGCACCUCAUCACGGACACGAUCUGGCCCGCCCUCAAGCACUUUGGGAGCCAGACGUUCCCCGAGCCUAAGAAGGAGGCGAGCUACCGCCGCGAGACGUGGUUCUCGCAAAAGUACCCCGCCAUGUUCUGCGCGAUUUUCUUGUUGUUUGACUGGCUCGUGUCGUUAGGCCUCAGAGGCUACUUCCAGCCGUAUGACUGGGCCAUGUUUGUCGGUGUCCUCGGCUUCUUCACCAUCCCACUGCCAAUCAUGGUCUUGUUCGACGGCACGAUCCGCUUCCGAUGGGUGUACAACACGUUCUUAUUCGUCUCGGUGUGGUCGUGGGGUAUCUUCAUCACCAUUGAUAUGUACAUCUGCAAGGCCUUCAGAACCGACAACACCUGCGGAGGGAACAAGUUCCUCUACCUCAUGGGCUCGAUGCUCGGUCUCCCGACCCUCGCUCUCUUGUGCAUGGGCCAGAACCGCUACCUGCACCUGUUUGGCAUGCUCCUGUCCGUCUUCUUGACCAGUUUCAUGUUAUUCGCGCCCGAGGACGCGCCAAAGUCUACCUGGCGGGAUCCCAUCAUCAUCGCGAUCUACCACGCUUUCCUGCUUAUGGCGUCGUACUUCAAGGAGCAGUCUGAGCGACAGCUGUUCUUACUGCGACAACAGCUCAAGCUGCAGUAUCGUGCGGUCCAAGCUGCGCAGAUCAUGGAGCGCAAGGCCGAGGAGUCGAAGAAGCGCUUCGUGUCUUACAUCUUCCACGAGGUGCGCGUGCCUCUCAACACUGCCCUCCUCGCAGUUCAGAACCUCGAAGGCGAGGGUGUGUUCAAGAACAUCGACGAAGACCAGGCCGACUUGGUCCAUGGGUUGAUGGGCAGUCUCGCCAUGAUGGAAAAGGUGCUCAACGACGUACUCUCAUUCAACCGAAUGGAGUCGGGUCGCUUCUCGCAGGCUAGAAAACCGUUCGACUUCCACAAAUCUAUCCAGAUUGUGGCACUGUCGCACCGAGCGCAGGCCGAGCAAGCCAAUGUCGACUUCAAGAUUGACCUCGAUCCACGGAUAGACCAAGUCGGAAGUCAGUUCGUGGGCGACGAAAUGCGCUUGCGCCAAGUCACCAGCAACCUUGUCUCCAACGCCCUCAAGUUCACGUCCAGGGGCGAGGUUCGAGUUACCACCAAGUUGAUACUGCCGCCACCGGACUCAAACAUUGACAACGAUCGAAGCAGCACAAUCAAGGAGAUUGUUGCGUCGAGCCCGAUCCGCGAGUUUGCACCACAAAGCCCAUUCGGCCACGACGAGCCUUACGAAGAGGAUAUCACUGCCAACGGGCCGCGUCGUCACCGCUCGUUUGAUGCAGAAAAGGGCUCGGUGCUUCUCGAAAUGAGACGCAUGUCACUCGAUCCAAGCAUUCACCUCCGACGACAGACGCCGGAACAGGAUGGGCCUCUCACUCGACAGAUUUCUGUCGGUGGCACUGCCUUACCUCCAACAAAAUCCCGAGUAGUCGUCCGCGUUGAAGUGCACGACACCGGAGCUGGGUUACGGCCAGAAGACCUCAAGAACAACCGUCUAUUCUCGCCCUAUGUCCAGACCGAGAUUGGCAGGAGGCAGGGCGGAAAGGGCUCCGGUCUGGGUCUGGCACUCGUGCGGCAGAUUGUCAAGUUGAGCGGAGGACGUCUGGGUGUGGAUAGCGAGCUGGGUGUCGGAAGCACGUUCUGGUUUGAAAUGCCGUAUGGUAUGAUACCGAGGCAGCCGGGCGAAACCCCCGACCUCGCAACGCCAAGAAUGUUAUUACCUGCGAUUGAAGAACCUCAAGAAGGAGACAAAUCUGUGCAGGCUACUCCACAGCCGCCGUCUGAGUCGCAGUUCGGCGAUCCACCAGCCGAACAACCGCCCUUGACAAUCCCAACAGAAACCCCCCUCACAGAGCGUACAGAUCCGUCGACAGUCAGUCGAGAUCCGUCACCGCCAAGGGACUCGGACGACGACGACCGACCCUUGUCAACGCUCGUGGUCGACGAUGACAACCUUACACGCAAACUCAUGUCUCGAAUGAUCAAACGAAUGGGUCACCAGGUGACCCAGGCGGAGAACGGCCAGGUCGCGCUGGAUCUGAUUACCGCCAAUGCGGUCGACCCAGAAGCCAAGACAUUUGAGAUUGUCUUCCUGGACAACCAAAUGCCAAUGCUCUCUGGCGUCGAAGUGGCACGCGAGUUGCGAGCCCUUGGCAGCGACAUCUUCAUCGUCGGCUGCACCGGCAACGCACUCCGCGAAGACCAGGACGAGUACCUUGGCGCUGGAGCCGACCACUUGCUCACCAAGCCGAUCCACCAAGAGUCUGUUGUGGAGAUGAUUGCGGCGGCGAGGGAGCGAUCCAAUGCCAAACGACGAGGGCCGUUUGAAGGCGACAGCCCUAGACCAAGUCCAGGGCCGUCGCCAAGUGCUUGAGUGCUGUUUUGUUUCUCACCUGCACCUGUACCAUACCACUAGAACUAUUUGUCGUGUCGUGUUUCUUGUGGGAUUAGGGAGUGCACACAUGCAUGUGUAUUUGUAUCUGG
Vanrija pseudolonga is the source of this 3067-nucleotide messenger RNA. It is a transcript of the gene tcsB, whose product is annotated as Two-component system protein B. The record is from RefSeq and is a predicted model, not a curated record. Gene Ontology annotation, biological process: protein autophosphorylation; phosphorelay signal transduction system. NCBI's taxonomy places the organism in Eukaryota, Fungi, Basidiomycota, Tremellomycetes, Trichosporonales, Trichosporonaceae. Gene Ontology annotation, cellular component: plasma membrane. Gene Ontology annotation, molecular function: histidine phosphotransfer kinase activity; phosphorelay sensor kinase activity. The coding region runs from base 45 to 2957 and encodes 970 amino acids. The transcript is spliced from 12 exons.